Molecule: messenger RNA, 1758 nt
Organism: Homarus americanus (American lobster)
Lineage: Eukaryota; Metazoa; Arthropoda; Malacostraca; Decapoda; Nephropidae
Product: beta-1,3-galactosyltransferase 5-like
Exons: 4
Coding region: 269-1348 (359 amino acids)
Cellular component (GO): membrane
Molecular function (GO): hexosyltransferase activity
Source: RefSeq, a predicted model, not a curated record
GGCGGCGAGGGAUCCUGCCUGGCAGUGUGCGUGUGCUGCUCACUUAGUGUCUCUCGCCUCGAGCACCGUGCAAGAUGUGUGUCACUGGAGGUCCUUCCUUCGUCUUUCCAAAUCCCAGCCACCACUUAAACCUAUAUUGUUAGUGCUGUUCGGCUGGUGUUGUCCUGUGGUGAUGUUACACUGUAUUUCUGCUGUCAUCUGAUGCCCGGGACACAGUGGAUGCACCAAAGUAUCAACACGGAGAUACAGGCGCAGAUAACAAGAGGACAUGGAAUUAAAAAUUUGUUUUAAAAAGUGUCGCCUGCUGCUGAAAUUUGCGACGGCGUGUGUGUUGAUGAUUGUCCUGGUGGCGUUGUGCAGGAGAGAGUACGCCGUCAGGGUAGAUAAACAACUUAGCCCCUUGCCUAAACUCUUUAAGGAUUGUCGAAGGAGAGAUAAUGCAGAAGAGAGGAAUAAGCCUCCCAUCCCCGACAACCCUCGAGACAGCCCAGUAUGCAGACCGGCAAAUAUUCCGAACAAGUUCCUGAUAGAGGAGGAAGACUUCUGCCAGCGUGGUCAACCCCUACAGGUAGUGUCCUUCGUGCAUUCGUCCAUUAGUCGCGUGAAGAAGAGGAUGGAGACAAGGAAGACGUGGGCCAAUGCUUCCGCUUAUGGGCUUGGUACCCAUAAUGGCGUCGUGUUUAUGGUCGGUCGAGCCAAGAAUCCACACGAGGAGAUGAUUGUCCAGAAUGAGAGCCUUUUGUACCAUGAUAUUGUACAGGGAGACUACGGCGACCACUACCAACUACUGAGUUACAAAGCAUUAGCGGCUAUGAACUGGAUAACCCGCCACUGUUCCCACGUACCCUGGACGCUCCACGCUGACGACGACCUGAUCAUUGAUUCCUUUCUACUGCAGGAGUUUAUCCAGACCCUCAACAGCGAGUCUAAGAAGCAGAUCAUUUGCAGACGGAUGGUAGGGCGUGUGUUGAGGAAGGGGAAAUGGAAAGUGACCAGGGAAGAGUACUCAGCCAAAAUGUAUCCCAAAUACUGCCAGGGGACGAUGUGGCUCCUGGCUACAGAACAACUACCUAAGCUACUUGAGGCCUCUAAGGAAGUGAGUUACCUGUGGGUUGACGACGCCUUCAUCACUGGUCUGCUGGUUCAAAAGGCCCACAUUGGUUUGAAAGACAUAGGGUCUAAAUUUACUAGAAUAUUUAAGCGGUCAGAUAUAGGCAAGAAGAUAGCGUGGUGGCACUUGCCCAAUGUAAACAGCACGGCAAUAUGGCGGCAGAUAGUUCAUUACCAUAAGCAAAGAUACAAACCCAACCCAAGCCAACCCAACUCAAUCCAACCCAACCUAACUUAACCCAACCCAAUCAACUUAAAUUUACCCAACCUAACCUAAUCUAACCCAAUCUAACGUCAAAGAUUCACAGGGACCAAUACUAUAAAGCAAAUGAUAGUCACAUACUCAAAUGCUUUCAAUAUUUGGUGCAAGAAUUAUUUACAAGUUUAGAUUCACAGAGCAAAUCCUCACUGACAAAGUCCACUCAUUUAAGUGGCACACAGAUCUGAGCUCAAUAGUAUUUCGUGAAGCAGAGAAACUCCUCAGUUCUCUCUACUCCCUCCCUCUCCUCCCCGUCACUCUCCCACCAGAGACAUUAAGUAUAAUGGUAAUAACAAUAUAACAAUGACAGUAAUUGAUAUUCAUAAUAAAACAAUAUAUAAAAGAAGUUACCACAAAAAAAAGACAAUUCGAUCGACACCUUAAACUUC